Diaporthe batatas is the source of this 1993-nucleotide messenger RNA. RefSeq lists its product as uncharacterized. NCBI's taxonomy places the organism in Eukaryota, Fungi, Ascomycota, Sordariomycetes, Diaporthales, Diaporthaceae. The record is from RefSeq and is a predicted model, not a curated record. The coding region runs from base 18 to 1940 and encodes 640 amino acids. The transcript is spliced from 2 exons.
GCUUCAUCAACUCCCUAAUGCCUUCAGGCUGUACUCCUUCUAGUUCAUCGUCCCAAGAUCGUGUAAAAAUGCGGCUUCUUCACACAACCACUCAAAGGCUAUUCGAGAAGACACCCGAGGAACUUCGAAAAGAGAAUAUUCGAUAUGCUAUCCUCUCCCAUACCUGGGGGCCUGACGAAGUGGUCUUCGAUGACAUCGUUCAUGGCACCGAAUGGACCAAGAAUCCAAGCUCAUUGUCAAAGGUCCAAGGUGCGUGCCGUCAGGCUCGGAGCAAUGGAUAUGAUUACAUCUGGAUCGACACGUGUUGCAUAGACAAGAGCAGCAGUUCCGAGCUUUCCGAAGCAAUCAACUCUAUGUACGUUUGGUAUGAGACGGCAGAAGUCUGCUACGCCUUUAUCGAAGACUUCGACUAUGAGAGCCUCGGUUCGGCGGAGAAGAAGGCAUCGUUCGCAGCGAGCAGAUGGUUCACACGCGGGUGGACAUUGCAAGAGCUUCUUGCGCCAACCAAUUUAGUCUUCUUCACGAGAGAUUGGGUCAGCCUCGGCGAGAAGAGAGCUAUCAGCCCUUUUCUAACAGAAAUCACGGGAAUUGACGCCGCCAUCAUGACAGGUGCGCGUCCAAUCGAAUCCGCUAGCAUCGCAAAGAGAAUGUCAUGGAUGUCACGCCGACGAACAACACGGCCUGAGGACUCGGCCUAUUGCAUGAUGGGAAUAUUCGGCGUCAACAUGCCUAUGCUCUAUGGUGAAGGCGGCCGGAAGGCGUUCUUGAGGCUCCAGGAAGAGAUCAUGAAAAUAUCCGACGACCAAUCGCUUUUCGCAUGGGUAAAUCGAGACGGAGACCCCGAUGAGCUGCAUGGGCUCCUGGCCUCAUCUCCAGCAGCUUUUGCACAUUCAAACGGUAUACUUCCGUAUCACGAUUGGGGUGACUCUCGCGAACCUUAUACGAUGACUAACCGGGGUCUCCGUAUACAACUCCACCUGUCCGCACGGGAGGAUGGGAUAUUUGUUGCAACGAUCGAUUGUCCCGUCCCGCCCAACUACGCGGACUCGAGCUUCUUGGCGAUAUAUCUAAGGAAGAUAUCCAGCGGCCGAGAAGAUAAAGAGGGGCAACACUAUGCCCGUGUCAGGGCUGGCCAGUUCGGCAGCGUGCAGGUCCGGGGAAAGUUAAAGACCAUCUAUGUGCGUCAGGACCAGCGACCACCCAUUGACGGGGAAGCGGGCGUGUUCCCUCAGCACAUUCUACAGCUCCGCAGCGGGCCCCAUCCUGAUGCCUACAGAGUCACCCAAGUACUUCUGCCUGCAGGAUACGCCAAAGAGAUCCCGGAGCCGAUGACGCUUCGGCAGUCGCCCCGGACCUGGGUUCCCGAAAAAUGGCCGGUGGCAUUCCGCCUCCCAAAGGGCGAAGGCCAAGUCGCAGCCGCGAUCAUAUUUGAGCGUGACGACGGGGAAAGGCUAGCAGUAUUAAUGGGCUCAAUACGCGGAUUUCAGGUGGCUUUUGGCGCUGUGAAAAUCGAAGGUGAAGCCAAGUCCGGGGCAAAGACCAUGUCGUUCGAGAUGCUGGCCUCUGAGUUUCAACCGUUGUCGGACGGGAGAUUUGAGAGCGAUUUUCACAGCGUGCGGGCCUCUGCCACGCCAGUCGUAAAGGACUCGUGGAAGUACUACCUGAUAGAUAUCGGCGUUGAAGAUGUCGGGCGACGGCUGCCCGAGAUGCUGGCACAAGCCACUCUAGGAGCUUAUAGCCGUGCGACAGGCACCGGAAACCACCCUGCUUACCAGCUUGGCACAACGCCUGAGACUGUGUUGCACCCUCAUAAACCACAAGAGGUAUACUCUGACGAUGAAGAUGAUUGGAGUAUUGAGGAGAACUUGAAGUCACAAGGAAAUGCUGAGAAGAUUCCGCCGGAAAAGAAACGGGACAGGUGGAGAAGGUUAAUGAAAUAGACGAAGAUUGAGGCAGAUCGAGGCAGACACAAUACACCAAGUUGCCUCCCCAA